Molecule: messenger RNA, 2557 nt
Organism: Ctenopharyngodon idella (grass carp)
Lineage: Eukaryota; Metazoa; Chordata; Actinopteri; Cypriniformes; Xenocyprididae
Product: keratin, type II cytoskeletal 8
Exons: 9
Coding region: 883-2199 (438 amino acids)
Biological process (GO): intermediate filament organization; keratinization
Cellular component (GO): keratin filament
Molecular function (GO): structural constituent of skin epidermis
Source: RefSeq, a predicted model, not a curated record
UUCUAUAAAAAGAAAAUGUGUAUUUUGGGUGGAAUUUCUUAGCAAAAUAAAACAAAAUGCAAUAGCAUCUGAUAACAGAAGCACAUGUAUACAGCUAAACGUUAUGACCAUUUACAACAUUUAAAGCUCUAUAUAACAACAUUGUUUUUGACAAUGAGAUUCAAAUAUCUAUGUGUCAAAACAAUUAGGAGAGGAAAACAUCUAUUACAGUUUUCAAACAAUUUACAUGGACAACAAAGCAGGCAACAAAAAAGUCUCUUACCAGUAGGAGGAGCUCUCAACAUGUCUUAGUUUAACUAGACGACUGCUGUAGGGACUAAUAGCAUGGUUUUGCUUGCAUAGACAUACAUUGCUUUUUCUAUUUGAAAUGCACAAAAAAGGUCUUAACAUGUUUAAGCAAUGUUCUUUUCUUAAUAUUUGUCAUCUUUCUGAAACUGUUGCACACAAAUUCAAGAUUAUUGGAUAAUGAGACCCUAAAAUAUAAAAUAAUUUUAAUAGAAUGUAUACAUGCAAUACAUGAUAUUAUGACUGCUUUUUUUGGAAAAUGCAUUUAUUGUAUUGAGUGCAGUUAGUUUGGGAAAGUUGUUGACAUGGGCCACAUUAAACAUUUAGAUGCUACAUGAGCAUGGUGAAACAGUAAGAGAGAGAGACUGAGAGGGCGAGUGUGUUCAUUGCUGAUCCGGGAGCUCAGAUAAAGCCGACAGUGUGUGUGUCCAACCUGAAACAGGUUUUCCCACAAUAGGAGCUCUCCACCCCAUCCUGGUUGGACUUUAAAAGCCCAGCCCCUCCACAGAGAGACACCCGUUGCACUCAGGUCUGCUCACCUGUUCUCAUCUGAAACAUCUGCUAUUGCAGUUCAGUUUCUCUCGUUAUUAUCCAACUAUGAGUCUGAGAAACAAACGCAUCAGUUCCAGCAGUUCCAUGAGGAGCAGCGGGAAGAUGGGAGGUUUUGGCUACAGCAGUCUCAGUGGGGUCUCCCUGGGCGCAUCUGCUCCAAGCUUCAGCACCAGCUCGGCCUAUCUGGGCCCUCCUAUCACCAGCGUCUCCGUCAACAAGAGCCUGCUGGCACCCCUCAACCUGGAGAUCGACCCCAACAUCCAGAUGGUGCGCACUAAGGAAAAGGAGCAGAUCAAGUCGUUGAACAACCGCUUCGCCACCUUCAUUGAUAAGGUGCGCUUCUUGGAGCAGCAGAACAAGAUGCUGGAGACCAAGUGGGAGCUGCUGCAUAACCAGACCCCGGGCCGGUCCAACGUCGAGCCCAUGUUUGAGGCAUACAUGGCCAACCUGCGCAGACAGAUGGACGUGGUCAACAAUGACAGAACCAAGCUGGACGGAGAGCUGAGGAACAUGCAGGGUCUGGUGGAGGACUUCAAACACAAAUAUGAAGAUGAGAUCAACAAAAGGAACAACCUGGAGAAUGACUUUGUGAUUCUGAAAAAGGAUGUAGACUCUGCGUAUCUGGUGAAAGCUGAUUUGGAAGAUAAAGUUGGUGCCCUGACUGAUGAAAUCAACUUCCUGAGGACCAUCUACGAUGAGGAACUGCGUGAGCUGCAGGCCAGCAUUAAAGACACGUCCGUCAUCGUGCAGAUGGACAACUCGCGAAACCUUAACAUGGAUCAUAUUGUGGCCGAAGUCAAGGCUCAAUACGAGGAGAUCGCAGCCAAGAGCCGUGAAGAGGCUGAAUCCUGGUACAAAUCCAAGUUUGAUCAGAUGUCCUCUCAGGCCAGUCAGUACAACGAUGAACUGCGAAACACUAAAGGAGAGAUCGCAGAUAUCAACCGCAUGAUCAGCCGUCUGCAGAGCGAGAUCGAGGUUAUUAAAUCGCAGCGUGCGAACCUGGAGAACCAGAUAGCGGAGGCCGAGGAUCGUGGCGAGAUGACUGUGAAGGAUGCCAAAGGUCGUAUCAAGGACUUGGAGGAGGCGCUACAGAGAGCAAAGCAGGACAUGGCCCGCCAGCUCCGCGAGUACCAGGAGCUCAUGAAUGUCAAGUUGGCGCUGGACAUCGAGAUUGCCACCUACAGGAAGCUUCUGGAAGGCGAGGAGGACAGAAUUGGGCAGCAGCCCAUUGUGAACAUCCAGGCUGUUCCCAACUACAGUUCCAAAGGGGUGAAUGGUGUUCAGCAGAACAGCUCUCCAUCACCUAAAAUCCUGAUCAAGACUACUGAAACCAGAAACAGCACCAGAUUUAGCACUCACUGAAGUGUUAACCAUAAUCAAAAAUGCUAUACUAUAACUAUGACAGUUAACCUUUAAUAUAGAAGUAGUUUUCUUUUGUCUUUCUGUGAAUCAAUGGGAGGCAUCUGCAAUGAUUUAUUCUGAAAUAAAGAUCUUGUGCCCGAUUCAAAUACUAUAUAUAAACAUAUAUUCAAUAUAAAUACAAAAAAAAAUAAAUGACUAUAUAAUAUGAAAUUCUGGAAUUACUUAUUCUAUAGAAUUAAAGUUUUAUUAUUCAAUGAGAUAAAACCUGUAAAUGUGGUCAAUUUCUCUUGCACAAACAAAUCAUAAUCAUGUGCAGUGUGAACAAAGCCUUAAAAGACCUAAAAUAAAAUCAACCAAC